Eriocheir sinensis (Chinese mitten crab) is the source of this 2434-nucleotide messenger RNA. Its product is annotated as transmembrane protein 205-like. The record is from RefSeq and is a predicted model, not a curated record. Bases 192 to 1175 code for a protein of 327 amino acids. NCBI's taxonomy places the organism in Eukaryota, Metazoa, Arthropoda, Malacostraca, Decapoda, Varunidae. The transcript has 5 exons.
GAGCACACCUCCACGUAAUCUUGCCUGGCAAUCGUCUAGUCAGCAGCAGACAGACUCGCGUGACCUUCCCUCAGAGAGCAGACGUUAUUUACUCGUCGGUCGAAUUCACACAAGCCGAAGAAGACUAACGGUGCGGCCAACGAAACUCUACAGUUACCUCGGUGAACGUGAUUUUUCUUUAAUUUGAUUUCAUGUUUACCUCAAGUCUAAACCUAUCCAAUAUGACGCUGGCUGAGGUUGGCGCUAACGUUACGAAGGCAUCAGGAAGGUCAAUGACAAGCUUCCGUAACCGAUUUCACUCCAUUUCUGAAUUUCGCACCGAUGAAAUGCACAAGACGAAGGCUUUCAGCGGCUUUGGAGUGUUUUCCUCCUCUCCCGACGCCCUCACACGACAGGAACUGGACAGCUUUGUGGACGACAAGAAGGAGCCCACGAAGGUGACCAAGGCCCAGAUAAAGGAGUACGCGAAGAAGUACAGCAGCUUCCAGACCGAAGCUAAAAAGGAACACAAGGAACCGGCGCCAUGGUACAGGGAGCUGAUGGAACACUCCCAGCCGGCCCACCUGGUGACCAUCGUGGCGGUGGUGUACCUCGCCUUUCGACUCUUCCCAGAUUCACGCAGACAUGCCACCGAGGCCUCCACCCUCACCCGCCUCCUCUACAUCGCUGCCGUCAGCACCGUCUUCGGGAGUCAAGUUUGGAUGACCUUCGUAUCAGGUUUGGCUCUGUUCCUCAGCGUGCCGAGACACGUGUUCGCGCAGGUGCAGCAGGUGCUCUUCCCACUUUACUUUCUGACCAACGCCGUGCUGAUGCUGGUGGCCGUGGUCACCUACACGAGGCACCACCCGACGCACCUCUGGGACAACCACCAGAUGAUGCAGGGCGGCAUUUUGGUGACAUGCUUCCUGGUGAACCUCGGCAUUAGGCUGUACUUGGCACCUGUCCUCACCAAGCUCAUCACAGUCAAGAUGGCCAUCGAGCGCGAGGCGGGUCUGGGGCAGGAGGUCGGGAGCAGCAGGCCGGGUGUCCUCGCCAACUGCCCCCACUACAUGCGUCUCUUCCGCGCCUUCCGUCGGACUCACAUUAUUAUUGCAAUUGGUAACAUGGUGUCCAUGGCCGCCACUUCAUUCCACCUCUACUACCUCGCCACCAAGCUCUGCUCCGUGGAGUUGUAAGCAACGGUCUUCGCGCUGGGCAUGUCACCAGAGAGUGUCAAGCCUUUCUCAAGGUUAUUCAUCGCCUGUACCUUUCCCUGAGGUCACAAUUACUCAUUAAAGUUGUGAUGAUGCUUCAGGUUACGGAAGCAUCAUAAAUGGUAAGCUGUGCUUCCUUAGCCACAGGGUCUGUAGGCGGCGGGGGAAGAUGUGAGUACAAUGGCUGGACCAUAAUCCCUACCCUGCCCCAUAACAUUCCCGAGCGAAGGAACUCAAUGGAGUUUUCCCUUGUGCUUCAAAGGUAAUGGAAGUCAUUCUCUCAGUGGCGGUUCAGGCAGCGGGCCCCUGAUUUAAUUACAGUGUACAUGUGCAUUUAGUUUUAUAAAUGCAUACAAGAGUAAGCCUCAUACAUGGUUUCCUUACUUCUCUGUUUUGGUGUCUACGUCAUGAUAACACUGGACAAAAUAUAUAAAAGCUUUGAAAUUGUAAGUACAAAUUGACACUAGGGUGGCGUCAGUUGAGGAAGUGGAAAGUUAUUCAUGUUGUUUACCUGAGUUGCGUUAUAAUGCAACAGAUUCGCGUAGCGCAGAGAUUCUCAGUCAUAUCAUGUUCCGGAUGAAAACUUUUUUUUCACGUGCUUGUCUAUUUGUUUAUUUGUGUGUGUGUGUGUGUGUGUGUGUGUGUGUGAGAGAGAGAGAGAGAGAGAGAGAGAGAGAGAGAGAGAGAGAGAGAGAGAGAGAUGCGGGAAGGAAUAAGGUUUGUCGGUCACUGGCUUAAAAUCAAUAGUAGUGUAAAAUCGGUGAGCAAAGCCAAAUCAUCAGGAAAAGUUCAGCGGCGAAACCCUAUUAGUCAGUCCUUCGUUCAGGUAGCAUUAUAAAUCUUAGUCAAUUUCACAUAAGCAGUAAAUAAUCAAGUAAACACAAACACAGCCAUCUAGAACAACUUCAAACACAAGCUCCUAACGACUCUUAGUUUUCUAUAUUAGUUGAAAAUACUAACGCAAGUCUUGGUUAACAAUACAGGUGUGAGUGGAUUGUGAAAGAGUAAGAUUUAUUCCAUGGAUGUUUCCAAAGCCAUCACAAGCAGGUUUUUGUCACGCACACACGCCUCCUGUUUAUUUGUUUGUUUGUUAGAGUGUGUGUGUGUGUGUGUGUGUGUGUGUGUGUGUGUGUGUGUGUGUGUUGUAAUCACAUAUCCGCUACUAGUCGUUAUGUAUUUAUUUCACACCGUUUUUUACGUUAGUUAACAAUGUCAUAUCUGUAAAUAAACAAAAAUAUGUA